Messenger RNA from Rattus rattus (black rat), 1599 nucleotides. RefSeq names its product mitochondrial ribosome associated GTPase 2 (gene Mtg2). Bases 66 to 1469 code for a protein of 467 amino acids. The transcript has 8 exons. NCBI's taxonomy places the organism in Eukaryota, Metazoa, Chordata, Mammalia, Rodentia, Muridae. The record is from RefSeq and is a predicted model, not a curated record. Gene Ontology annotation, molecular function: GTP binding; GTPase activity; magnesium ion binding. Gene Ontology annotation, cellular component: mitochondrion.
CCCCUUCUCCUUUUUUAAGACAGUUUCCACACAUCUGGCUCCCUGGCUGGCCUUGAACUUGUUGUAUGGUAGAGGAUGACCUUGAUAAUCCCAUCUUCCCACCUCCAACCACUGAGUGCAGCACAGUGAGUCUAGCUGCUGGUGUGCCGGCAGGUGCCCACAGCAGAGCCAGAAAGAGUGCUUUUCCCUUGACGCACCACACUCCUAUGACACUCUUCCCUUCAUGCAGUAGCUCAAGUCCUUGGGCCAUGGUACCUACCAGACUUGUCUUGGCCAGGACUUGCACUGUGUUUGACAGUGUUUUGAAAUGGGCUCCAUCCACAUGUGCUGUCCUCAAGCCCAGCCAGCUGCUUCCUCUGCAAGCGUCAUGCAGAUUGCUCUCUGUGGGCAUCACAGACCACGCUAAGCACCGGGAGCCUUCUGGGAAGAAGCUACUGUCAGAGAAGAAACUGAAAAGGCAUUUCGUGGAUCACCGGAGAGUGCUGUUCCGUGGAGGAAGUGGGGGCUCUGGCAUGAGCUGCUUCCACAGUGAGCCCCGCAAGGAGUUCGGAGGCCCUGAUGGUGGGGAUGGAGGAAAUGGUGGACACAUCAUCCUGAGAGUUGACCAGCAAGUCAAGUCCUUGUCCUCGGUCUUGUCCCAGUAUCAGGGUUUCAGUGGAGAAGACGGUGGCAGUAAAAACUGCUUUGGACGCGGUGGUGCCACCCUCUACAUCCAGGUCCCUGUGGGCACCUUGGUGAAAGAAGGAGAUGAGAUUGUGGCUGACCUCUCCCACCCGGGAGACGAGUAUGUGGCAGCUCUCGGAGGUGCAGGAGGAAAAGGCAAUCGUUUCUUUCUGGCCAAUGACAACCGUGCCCCUGUAACUUGCACCCCUGGACAACCGGGUCAGGAGCGGGUCCUCUACUUGGAACUCAAGACAAUGGCUCACGCUGGGAUGGUUGGCUUCCCGAAUGCUGGGAAAUCCUCUCUCCUUCGAGCCAUUUCAAAUGCAAAACCUGCUGUAGCUUCCUACCCGUUCACCACCUUGAACCCUCACGUGGGGAUUGUUCACUAUGAAGGCCACCAACAGGUAGCAGUGGCAGACAUCCCAGGAAUCAUCCGAGGCGCACACCAGAACAAGGGCCUGGGCCUCAGCUUCCUCAGGCAUAUCGAGCGUUGUCGCUUCUUCCUGUAUGUGGUAGAUCUUUCCUUGCCUGAGCCAUGGACACAGGUUGACGAUUUAAAAUAUGAACUAGAGAAGUAUGAAGAAGGCCUGUCAGAGAGAUCCCACGUGAUCAUUGCAAAUAAGAUUGAUCUCCCGCAGGCCAGAGCCCACCUGCCUCAGCUCCAGGAUCGCCUCGGACAGGAGGUCAUAGCCCUGUCAGCACUGACUGGGGAGAACCUGGAGCAGCUGCUUCUACACCUGAAGGUGCUGCAUGAUGCCCACAUAGAGGCCGAGCUGGAGCAGGGUCGCCAGCCUCUCAGGUGGUAGUGGGCACAGGGCUGUGUGCCCCAGGGCCAGUGUUGGACAGGGGUGGGCCAGCAGUCACAGGAAGCAAAAGCAACCUUUUUGUAAACUGCAAGCUGCUUUGAACUCCAGAGACUAAGUACUUGCUAAUACA